AUGUCGGUCCUAAAACUCUUGAUUCCCAUGUCGGAUUAUGGUCAUGAUCCCACAGAAACUGCAAUCCCACAUCACACCUUCAAAACCGCAGGUUUCAGCGUGUAUUUCGCGACGGAACACGGUGCGAGCCCUGCAUGCGAUAUCAAAAUGCUCGAGGGAAUAACGCAAAAAUUACUCGGUGCUACACAAGCCACCAUUUCUCUCUACAAAGAGAUGUCCCAAACGGAAGAAUUUACAUCGCCUCUUUCAUGGUCUUCAGAUUCAUUUUCCCUCCAGCCUUAUGAUUUGGUGUUUCUUCCUGGUGGUCAUGACAAAGGUGUGAGACAGUUAAUCGAUUCGAAUAUUAUGCACAAACAUCUUGUUGGGUAUUGGAAGGACGUAAAGAAACCUGGCAAGAAAUGCAUAGGGGCUGUUUGUCAUGGGGUUAUGUUAUUAAGUGAGAGUAUGAUGGAGGGGAACGAUGGAGAGGAAAUGAAAAGUAUUAUUCAUGAUUGUGAUACAACGGCCCUACCGGGCAUGUUUGAGGGAAUGGCAUAUUGGAGUACGAGAUGGGUGUUGGGUGAUUAUUAUAAAACGUAUGGAGCGGGAAGUGAGAAUGUGGAGGCGUCGGUUAGGAAGAGGUUGGAUGAUCCUGAGAGCUAG
Sclerotinia sclerotiorum 1980 UF-70 is the source of this 642-nucleotide messenger RNA. RefSeq lists its product as hypothetical. The transcript has 2 exons. Lineage: Eukaryota; Fungi; Ascomycota; Leotiomycetes; Helotiales; Sclerotiniaceae. Bases 1 to 642 code for a protein of 213 amino acids. The record is from RefSeq and is a predicted model, not a curated record.